This is a messenger RNA of Triticum dicoccoides, 1165 nucleotides long. Its product is annotated as chlorophyllase-1-like. NCBI's taxonomy places the organism in Eukaryota, Viridiplantae, Streptophyta, Magnoliopsida, Poales, Poaceae. Gene Ontology annotation, molecular function: chlorophyllase activity. The record is from RefSeq and is a predicted model, not a curated record. Bases 44 to 991 code for a protein of 315 amino acids. Gene Ontology annotation, biological process: chlorophyll catabolic process. The transcript is spliced from 2 exons.
UUUUGUAAAGAUAGAGAGCUGGUGCCCCGAGCUUGAGUGAGAGAUGGCAGCAUCUGCAGAAAUUGUGAACAAGUCCAGUGCCGAGGUUCUCGAGGUGGUCACCUCAGUGUUCCAGCCGGGGAACCUUGCGGUGGAGGAAAUUCAGGUGGAUGCGAAAAAGGUACCGACACUACCUAUACCCCUCCUGAUUGUAGCACCCAAGGAUGCAGGAACCUACCCCGUUGCCAUGUUCUUGCACGGCUUCUUCCUCCAUAACCACUACUACAAACAACUUCUCCAGCACAUCGCAUCACACGGGUUCAUCAUGGUUGCACCCCAGUUCAACAACUGUAUCAUACCUUUGGGUGACGCCAAUGACAUCGCCGCCGCAGCCAAGGUGGCAGACUGGCUCCCCGACGGUCUUCCAUCCGUGCUCCCCGAAGGCGUCCAGCCGGAGCUCUCCAAGCUCGCCUUGGCCGGCCACAGCCGAGGAGGCCACACGGCUUUCUCCUUGGCCUUGGGGCAUGCCAAGACCCACCUAACCUUCUCGGCGCUGGUCGGCCUCGACCCUGUUGCCGGCAAAGGGAAGUCCUCUCAGCUCAAACCCAAAAUCCUCACCUACGAGCCUUCCUCUUUCGACAUUGCAAUGCCUGUGCUAGUAAUCGGCACCGGGCUCGGCGAGGAGAAGAAGAACAUAUUCUUCCCGCCCUGUGCACCCAAUGACGUGAACCACGCGGAGUUCUACCGCGAGUGCAGGCCACCCUGCAGCUACAUUGUGACCAAGGACUACGGGCAUCUGGACAUGCUGGACUAUAACGCCUCCAAGUUAAUGACCUGCGUGUGCAAGGAUGGGAGUGGGUGCAAGGACAAGAUGAGGUGGUGCGUUUCUGGGAUCAUGGUGGCAUUUCUGAAUGCUACCAUUGGUGAGAAACAUGGAGAUCUUGAGGCCAUACUGAGAGACCCGACAGUUGCACCAGCGACGCUUGAUCCGGUUGAGCACCGCCUGGCGUGAAAUGGCAGCUGACUCAUGCCAAACUUAACCAGCCGCAGGUUGCUCCAAUAAAAGUUGUAAUAUGAGGUUUGCUAUCGUAAGACCAUGAUAAAUAAAUUUGAGUAAAAACUAUAACUGCUCUGAUAUAAAUUUUCAUAAAUGAUUAUUGGUUAUGUUCUUGUCCGUACUUAGAAA